CUCUGACUCCCACUGACGGAUGAACGGGUGCACCCUGCAAAUAUGAUCUGGUUUACAGUUUUAGCCGGACUGGCUAUUCUGUUCUUUGUAUUCCUGAAAUCAUUUUCCCCAUAUUUUAAGGACGACUGCGCCUAUAUUCUGAGGAGCAUUAAACUUGGCAUCAGGCUCGUCAAAUAUAAGAAGAUCAAACCUUUUUACAGCAUCUUGGACAGCUUCUUGGAUGCAGUGAAGAGGCAUCCCGACAAGAUCCUCCUGCACUUUGAGGGUCAGCAGUUCACUUAUGGCGAGGCGGAUAAAAAGAGCAACAAGGUGGGCAGAGCUCUGCAGGCUGAAGCCCGGCUGAAGGAGGGGGACACGGUCGCCCUGUUUUUGGCCAACGAGCCCAGCUUCGUCUGGACUUGGCUCGGCCUGUCCAAGCUGGGCUGUCCGGUUGCUCUCCUCAACUUUAACAUCAGAUCUAAGUCUCUCCUGCACUGUUUCUCCUGCUGCGGAGCCAAAGUGCUCAUCGCCUCUCCAGAGCUGCAGGACGCUGUGGAGGAAGUUUUGCCUACACUGAGAGAACAGGGCAUCAGUGUCUACCUCCUGUCAGAUACCUGCAAAAUCAAGGGCAUCAACACUUUAUCCGAAAAGAUUUCGCGGGCCUCAGAUGAACCUCUGUCCCCACAACUCAGAGCCAACAUCCACAUCAGGAGCACUGCCCUUUACAUCUAUACGUCAGGCACUACAGGUUUGCCUAAAGCAGCCAUUGUCACACAUGAGAGGGUGUGGGCCGCCUCCUUCGUCCAGGCGGCUUGUGGAUCCACAUCAGCGGACAUCUUCUACAUCAAUCUGCCUCUGUAUCACAGCGCAGGCUUCCUCAUCGGGCUGGCCGGAGGCAUCGAGAGAGGUAUGACCCUCGUUUUAAAGAGAAAGUUCUCCGCCUCUCAGUUCUGGGACGACUGCAGGAAAUAUAAUGUGACAGUGAUGCAGUACAUCGGUGAAACAAUGCGCUACCUCUGCAACACGCCCGAGAAAGACAAUGAGAAGGACCACAAAGUGAGGAUCGCCAUUGGCAACGGAGUUCGGUCAGAUGUUUGGUCGGAUUUUCUGAAUCGGUUCGGUGACAUUAAAGUCAAAGAGCUGUACGCCGCCACAGAGGGAAACAUCGGCUUCAUCAAUUACACGUCUAAGAUUGGUGCAGUUGGACGAGUCAAUCCCGUCCACAGGUUUUUCUUCCCCUACACUUUGAUCAAGUUUAACAUUGAGAAGGAGGAACCCGUCAGAAACUCUGAGGGUCUUUGCAUCGAGGCAGACAGAGGUGAGACGGGACUUUUGGUGGGAAGGGUUACUCAGAGGUCUCCCUUUAUUGGAUACGCCGGCAACAAGACGCAGACUGAGAAGAAGAGGCUUCACAACGUCUUGAAAAAAGGCGACUUGUACUUCAACACUGGCGACUUGCUUCGGUUUGACCACGAGAACUUUGUGUACUUCCAGGAUCGAGUCGGUGACACUUUCAGAUGGAAAGGAGAGAACGUCGCCACAUCGGAGGUAGCAGAUAUUCUCUCGAUGGCUCAGAGCAUUUUGGAGGCAAACGUCUACGGUGUUAAAGUUGAAGGUCAUGAGGGGCGGAUCGGCAUGGCGGCUGUUACUCUGAAAGAAGGGGAAGAGUUUGACUGUUUGGACGCCUACAACAAGGUCACUAACUACCUCCCUGCGUACGCACGACCCCGAUUCAUCAGGAUUCAGCCCUGCCUGGAGAUGACAGGAACGUUCAAGAUGAAGAAAGUGAAGCUGGUGGAGGAGGGAUUCAACCCAGCGCUCAUCAAUGACCUUUUAUACUUCCUGGAACCUGAGAAAAAGUCGUAUGUUCCCCUGACCGAGGAGAUUUACAAAGCGAUAGGUGCCCGGCAAAUCAAACUCUAACACAGAAAAAAAAAAAUAAAACCUCAAGUUGCCCGUUUUGUUUAUGACGAUGUAAGAAAGAGCUCACUCAUGGACCUCGUUAACACAAUCAACUAAUCUCAGGGACAGAUGGACUUUUCACCACGUUUGAAGAGACCACUUCUUCUUCUUUUCUUUUUUUUAUUAACAGCUACUGUGCAUCUCUGCAGUGUUUGUAAAUGUAUUUCCAUAAUGCUGACAGUAUGUAACACACAGGUCUGUCUCACAUCCACUGUUGUACUUUUAUAAUAAUUAGUAGUUUUUUUAAAUAAUAUCUGAUUGUCCAGUUAAAUUGUAGCAUGUACAUUUUUUUAAAAAUUUUAAGCUGAAAUCUUUUCAUCAUCUAAAGCAUAUUUGCAUUAGAUUUGAGAUUUUCUUGUAAAAUAAUUCUGAUCAUAUGUAAAUUAACUUGGUACAACUUUGGGUAUUAAACCUUUUAAAACCUA
This is a messenger RNA of Scomber scombrus (Atlantic mackerel), 2366 nucleotides long. RefSeq names its product hsFATP2a_ACSVL_like domain-containing protein. The record is from RefSeq and is a predicted model, not a curated record. Gene Ontology annotation, molecular function: long-chain fatty acid-CoA ligase activity; long-chain fatty acid transmembrane transporter activity. Bases 43 to 1902 code for a protein of 619 amino acids. The transcript has 10 exons. NCBI's taxonomy places the organism in Eukaryota, Metazoa, Chordata, Actinopteri, Scombriformes, Scombridae.